AUGUGUUCUUAUUUUCAGUAUGACAUUUUUUAUAAUUUAAAGAAAUAUCAAGAAAUUGAAGAACAAUCAAAAAAUGAUGAGUCUAUUAUUUCUUCUGGCUUCUCUUCUUAUAAUAGAAACGUAAUGUCGGGUAUAGAACCUGAUCAAAAGUUUAAAAAUCUCGAGGAAAAUUUUAUAAAAUUCUUUUUACUCUUGAAUAGUACAGAACACAAUGGUGUCUCCCCAGGUAAAAGGCACUUUGAUUAUUUGAAUUAUUGGUUAAACAAUGAAUUAAGGAAGGAUAAGAAAAGUGUCAAAAGUUUUAUUAAAUUUCUUGAUGAACGCUUGGAUAAAAAUUUUGAAGAUUACAAUAAUUACAUUAAUUUUAGAAAUAAAGUAUAUAAUAUGAAUGAUGACAUUUUUGAAAAAAUGAGUAUAUUAUAUAAAUUGUAUGAUAAUUAUUAUAAAACUAUUGGGACCUCAGAGAGUACAGAUGUAUGUUCGAUAAAUUCUAAGAUGUGUGCAGAGGAAUAUGAAAAAGGAAUAAAAAUGUAUCUUAAUACGAACAGUUAUAAGUAUUACAAUGCAUUGAAAACAUUUAGAAAUAUAUAUAAUAGUAUUAAGAAGGAUAAUGUUUAUUGUAUAAAUAAAGAUUUAUCAAUAUUACCAGAAGUUACUACGAUUAAGGAAGUAGUAAAAAAGGAAGUUGAGACCAAAGCAUCAACUACAUGCCAAUCUAUUAAAUCCCGUCCUUUAAAAUUGCCUCCUAAUGGGAAAAAUUCAUUUGAUGAUAUCUUAGAUACGUUAUCUGCACAUGAAAAAUAUGAAAAACUGAAUGAUGCAGAAAUUGAUGGGUCUAGUUGUGCUACAUAUUGUAAAAAUUUGACAUCUUUAGAAGGUAAUAACGAUGACGUUCAAACACUAUGUGCCAAAAUGGUAACCAAUUUAAAAACAUUACAUACGAAGUCUGAUGUAGGGAAAACCCAAAAGGAUCGUUGUUCAUUUUUAACUCAUUGGACUCGUUAUCAUGUAAUGAAUUUAUUUAGUAAUUAUCCUAAUUCUAAUCAAGAGAAAUCUUUUCUUAAAGAGCUUAAUGAUGCAAUAUUCAACGUUAAUAAAAAUAUAACAGGACGGAAUAAUCGGUGUAAUUUCUACCUAUAUGGCAAUUGGGAUUAUUGGAAAGAAGAAAAAUAUUUGCAUGAUUAUUUUGUAAAUCAUGAUAAAAUUAAAAAAUACGCUGAUAAACCCAAUGUAGAUCCCCUCAAUAAAUUUUGUAUCUCCCUUAGCGACAUUAAUGAUUUAUACAAAAAGUACAUAAAGGAUUGUUGCAUGUGCUUUAUUAGACCCUAUCCUCAUUGUGAAGAAAAAUGCCCGAAAUAUUUUAAGUGUGAGAAAAAAUAUUACCCUUAUGAUCUUAUUUCUAAAUUGAACUGUUCAUAUCUAAAACCUAAUGAUAGUGUAGAAGAAAUAUUUAAAUCUGUAACUCUCGAUUAUUCUGUUGUAACCAGAAGUCAAAUAGAAUCAGUAAAUUCGUGUAAUGGUUUUAUGUGUGAGCCUUUUUAUAAAUUUGUAUCACUUGGUUAUUCACUCCUUGGGGGGGGGGUUAUUUUUUUUUUAUUUUAUAAAGUAACUAAAAAAUAUUUUUUAAGUGUAUAA
Molecule: messenger RNA, 1635 nt
Organism: Plasmodium cynomolgi strain B
Lineage: Eukaryota; Apicomplexa; Aconoidasida; Haemosporida; Plasmodiidae
Exons: 2
Coding region: 1-1635 (544 amino acids)
Source: RefSeq, a predicted model, not a curated record